AUGGACCAGCAAGUCAGCCGCUUGGUCGACAAGGCAUGGGAUAGGCUUCAGACCUUACCGCAAAGCAAGAGAUACCUCAUCGCCGUCAGCGGCAUCCCCGGCUCUGGAAAGACCACACUAGCAGCCAAAGUCGCCGACCAGCUGAACGAACGAUGGCGAGGCGAAUCAGCAGCCCGCACACCGCAAGAAACGAUCGCGACCAUUCUCCCCAUGGACGGCUACCACCUCACGCGAGCCCAACUCUCAGCCAUGCCUGACCCGCACACCGCGCACGCUCGUCGGGGAGCAGCCUUCACCUUCGAUGCGCCGGCGUUUCUGUCUCUCGUCAAGAAGCUCCGCGAGCCCGUUUGCCCGGAGACAGUUACAAUCCUCGCCCCAUCCUUCGAUCACGCCGUGAAAGAUCCCGUCGCAGACGACAUACCCAUCCGCCAGAGCGCGAGAAUAGUGGUCAUGGAAGGCAACUACCUCUCCCUAGGCAGCGGAUCGCCAGAGUGGAAAGAGGCCGCUGAGCUGAUGGAUGAGCUGUGGUUCGUGGAGGUUGCGCGCGAGACGGCGAGGCAGCGGUUGAUUAAGAGACAUGUUGAGAGUGGGAUUGCGAGGGAUGAGGAAGACGCGGCGAAGAGGGCGGAUGAGAACGAUUUGGUUAAUGGGGAUGAAAUUGUGGCUGGGAGGUUGGAGGUGCAUGAGGUUAUCACGUCGAACGAGCAUAAGGCGUGGACGCCGGAGCAGCAGGGGGUUGAGAAGGAGAGGCGUGGGUCUGAAGAGGAGAGGAGGAGGAGUAGUAUGAAGGAGGUUAUGUAA
Molecule: messenger RNA, 801 nt
Organism: Fulvia fulva
Lineage: Eukaryota; Fungi; Ascomycota; Dothideomycetes; Mycosphaerellales; Mycosphaerellaceae
Product: ATP-dependent kinase-like protein
Exons: 2
Coding region: 1-801 (266 amino acids)
Cellular component (GO): cytoplasm
Source: RefSeq, a predicted model, not a curated record